Chelonia mydas (Green sea turtle) is the source of this 6556-nucleotide messenger RNA. RefSeq names its product polycystin 2 like 1, transient receptor potential cation channel (gene PKD2L1). The coding region runs from base 142 to 2802 and encodes 886 amino acids. Gene Ontology annotation, cellular component: membrane. The record is from RefSeq and is a predicted model, not a curated record. Gene Ontology annotation, molecular function: calcium ion binding; sodium channel activity; muscle alpha-actinin binding. Gene Ontology annotation, biological process: potassium ion transmembrane transport; detection of mechanical stimulus. The transcript has 16 exons. Lineage: Eukaryota; Metazoa; Chordata; Testudines; Cheloniidae.
GAGAUGGAGAGCAACUGGAGACAGAGGAGUAGCAGAGAGCUGGUGACGCGUGGUUGGCAGAGACAUGAGGGUGGUACAGGGAACCUGGGCAGUUUGCACCAGCGAGUGAAUUAAAAGCACAUCACUCCCUGGUGAACCGCCAUGAGCUCCUCCCGGUUAAACAACAGAGCCGAGAGCCACUUUCGAGCCCAGGAGGAGCACGAGCUAGAGACCCUGGGGAAGAAAGCAUGGGACAAUCCAGUUUACAAUGGCUCCCCCUCUGCCUCUCUGAAGAUCCGAGCCAUCUACAACCCCAAGGCCAUUCUGGAGAACCCAUACGAGAACAUUGAGAAGCUGGGGGACUCCCUUCCCUACCAAGAAGAGAGGAAAAAGGCAGAGGAUGUAAAGAAGAAACCCCUGCCCAGGUGCUGCUUCUAUGUCUUCAAAGGCAUCCGAGGCCUCUGGGGGACAACUCUGACUGAGAAUACUGCUGAAGACCGAGAGCUGUAUGUAAAGACCACGCUGCGAGAGCUGCUGGUUUAUGUCAUCUUCUUGGUGGAUAUCUGCCUACUGACUUAUGGAAUGACCAGUACAAAUGCCUAUUACUACACCAAAGUGAUGUCCAACCUCUUCCUGCAUACCCCUUCAGACAGCGGGGUCUCCUUCCAGUCCAUAGGUAGCAUGGCUGAGUUCUGGGGGUAUGCCCAAGGCCCAUUGCUGGAUAGCUUGUACUGGACCAAAUGGUACAACAAUGAGUCACUAGCUCACAGCACCCAGUCCUACAUCUACUAUGAGAAUCUGCUGCUCGGUGUCCCACGUCUGCGCCAGCUGAAGGUGAAGAACAACUCGUGCGUGGUGCAUGACAACUUUAAGGAGGACAUUUCGGGCUGCUAUGAUGUGUACUCUGAUGACAAGGAGGAAAGAGUCCCCUUCGGGCUCAUCAAUGGAACCGCGUGGAGGUACCAUUCUGAGGAAGAACUGGGCGGCUCAUCCCACUGGGGUCGACUAACCAGCUAUAGUGGGGGAGGAUAUUACAUAGACCUCAAGCUGACCCGGGAGGAGAGUGCGGAAGCCCUGCAGGUCCUGAAGGAGAAGCUGUGGCUGGACCGGGGCACCCGGGUGGUCUUCAUUGACUUCUCAGUGUAUAACGCAAACAUCAACCUGUUCUGUGUGCUGAGGUUAGUAGUUGAAUUUCCAGCCACCGGUGGUGCAAUCCCCUCCUGGCAAAUCCGCACGGUGAAGCUCAUCCGAUACGUUAGCACCUGGGACUUCUUCAUUGUGGCCUGCGAGAUCAUCUUCUGUGUCUUCAUCUUCUACUACGUGGUGGAGGAGAUUCUGGAGCUGCGCAUCCACAGGCUCCAGUACUUCACCAGUGUCUGGAACAUCCUGGAUGUGGUGGUCAUACUGCUGUCCAUCGUUGCCAUUGUGUUCCACAUCUUUCGCACCAUCGAGGUGAACAGGCUGAUGGGAGAGCUGCUGAGGCACCCUGACAUCUAUGCAGACUUUGAGUUCCUGGCUUUCUGGCAGACCCAGUACAACAACAUGAACGCAGUCAAUCUGUUCUUCGCCUGGAUCAAGAUAUUCAAGUACAUUAGCUUUAACAAAACAAUGACCCAGCUUUCCUCCACGCUGGCUCGCUGUGCCAAGGACAUCCUGGGUUUUGCCAUCAUGUUCUUCAUUGUGUUCUUUGCCUACGCCCAGCUGGGCUACCUUCUCUUUGGGACACAAGUGGAAAACUUUAGCACCUUUAUUAAAUGCAUUUUCACCCAGUUUCGGAUCAUACUUGGCGACUUUGACUACAAUGCCAUUGACAACGCCAACAGGGUGCUGGGGCCCAUUUACUUCGUCACCUAUGUCUUCUUCGUUUUCUUUGUGCUGCUGAACAUGUUCCUGGCCAUCAUCAACGACACCUACUCAGAAGUCAAGGAGGAGCUUUCAAACCAGAAGAACGAGCUGCAGCUCUCAGACAUCCUGAAGCAGGGCUAUCACAAGACGCUGAUGAGGCUGAAGUUGAAGAAAGAGCGGAUUUCAGACGUUCAGAAGGCUCUCCAGAAUGGGACAAAGGAGCUAGAGUUUGAGGAUUUUAAGAACAGUUUGAAAGAGCUGGGUCAUGCUGAGCAUGAGAUCACAGCGGCCUUUUCCAGAUUUGACAAAGAUGGUAACCAGAUCCUUGAUGAAGAGGAACAGAAGCGAAUGAGGCAUGACCUAGAGGAGAAAAGGGUUGCUUUGAAUGCAGAGAUUGAAAACUUGGGGAAAUCCUACGGUGAUAACAACCUGGAUGAGAAUUUGACCCUUGUGGAUGCAAAGAACAAUCACAUCAAUAAGUCCACCUGGGUGUCUGAGGAAGAAUUCCAAAUGUGGGUCACUGCUGGUGCUAGCCCAGCGUCUGAAAGCAAAGGGCUUGGUUUCCUGCUGCCCUGCCCCCUCAUGGAGCCACAUCCACCUGUGCCUCACGGCCUUCUGCGACGGGUCCUGCAGCUGGAGCACUCCAUUGGCAGCAUUGUGUCCAAGAUCGAUUCAGUGGUGAGCAAGCUGGAGAUGCUGGAGAGAAACAAACUGCAGAGGAAAGACCUGGUGGGCAAGCUGCUCGACAACAUCAGCAAGGAGGAACAGCCCAGCCAGGAAGAACUGCUCCAGCGGAACCUAGACCCGCUGGUGAAGGAAAACCAAGAAGGCUGGGAGACAAAGCACAUGCUGGGAAGCAACCUCAAUGGGAGCUCUCCCCAAAAUGGUAAUAGUAUCUACCCGAACCUGCCCAAGUCGGGGUUACCAGGCUCUCAGGUGCCCAAGAACACCUGGCCUCCGUCUAAUGUGCACUUCUGACACCCAUCAGAAUGCUCCCAUCCCACCUUGGAUCGCAGGGUACUAAGUCAGUCUCAGCUGAUUCCCCGUUGUUAGACUAGCCACUAAGAAGACAGACUGUACCAAAGAUGUCUGUCUCAGCUGAUGCAGUGCAGAAUCAUGGAUGUUAUUGUUUUUUAUUUGCCAAGUUGUGUAACACCAUAGAUCUAGAACUCCAGGUUCAAACACCUCUGGGCUUCAAGGAAGUGUUCAGACCUGGAUCCAGACUGUGCUGCUGGCUCCUAUAUCUCUAAAUGGGUUGAACUUGUCCUGUCCCCCACCCCCCAUCUCCCCGAGAUCUCCCCCCCCCCCCACAGAGUCCAUUACAGGUUACAGUCGUGGGGGGCCGGUAAACAAGGUGGGAUAUAUGUGUCUACUUAAGUUGCAAAGAGAAACAUGCUAAUUAACCUCAGGCCCGCCAACAGCAAUUGCAGGCCCCAUGGCAGAACAGUCAUUGGGCCCCCUAGAAAGGUCCACCUGACAUUUGGGCGGUGAUGUGCCUGCACUGGCUCUUGCCCAGCGAGCUGCUGGGUGCACUCUUCUGGCACGGCCAGGGCUUCGACAUGUCCACCUGGCUGCCUUCGCUGCCACCGGGACCACCCCACACAUGCCUAGGAGCCUUGUGGCCUGCCUGGCCAAUUUAAAAGGGCCCAGGGCUCCUGGUCCCCACUACCGCAGUAGUGGCAGUGGUCAGGGGCCUCAGCGCCCUUUUAAAUCGCCCAGGGCCCUGGACAGUUGCCCCCUUUGCUCCCCCACACCGCCCCCAUCAGUGGGCCUGGUUAACCUUGUUCAUCGCUUCUACUUUUCCUCUGUCCCAGUCCCUCUGCACCUCAUGGCGAUAACCAUGCCUUCACCCCCUCACUCAGUAAGCACAGAGUUGAGCUGAGAGGAGUCUGGCUGAAGUAAGGAGGCGCUCUGAGGCAUAGGUGGGCAUUGGCUCCGUUGCUGAAGGCAGCGUUGAAAGUGGGCAUGGGGGGAGGAUUGCAGGGGUUGCAGACAGUCGAGCAGGGUCACUGCGGGGCACCUUUAAGCAAUUUCUUACCAAAGCUGCUGUUCCCAAAAUCUGACAGCUCCCCCACCCCCCGCCCUUUUUUCAGACCACUUUAAGCACUGACUGAAGGAGACCUAUGGCUGGGCCAUUAGCAUGGUUUCCAGCUCACCUGUUAACCCUAGAAUUCCCACCAUUCCCCAAAACUGCAGAUUGUGAAGUUUCACGGCACCAGCCAUCUAGCUGUGAAAUGACGACAUUUCCCCUGGGUUUUGCCAUGGGAACAAUUUUGCUUGAAGUUGGGCUGAGAAUGGCCAUCCAGUGGAAGUGUGGUGACGACAGGACCAUUGACAGCAUCUCAGUGCAGUGUAAAAAUGCUCCUAUUCUGAGCAUUUUACACCUGACUUGAGACUAUUUUACACCCCCGUGGAGCUGAUGCCACCAACUAUUGACGCUGGGCCAGAUUCUCAGCUGGUGUGAAGUGGCAGUGAACUCAGUGGGGUAUGCUCAUUUACACCAAUUAAGAAUCCAGCUGUUUCUACAUUCCAGAUUGUCCAUUUCAUUAUUUUGUAUGUUUCUGGUCACAGCAGUAAACUCUGACACCAGCAAUUAAAUAUCUUUGAUAAGUAACACUGCAGGAGAUUGUUCAAUGAAAUUAGCCAGUAUGAGAUUUUAGAUUUCAGUUAUGUUAACUUACAUUUUAUAUAGUAACUUUCAUCCCAAAGUUCUCUACAGAUUUUUUUACCUGUAGGCGGUACAAAGAAAUCACUUCGCCCACUGCUGAAAUGCAGCCACCUUUGGGGUGGAAGAUGGCAGUUGUUUAGUAGCAGUACUACACAAAAGUUCAGGACAGGAAUAAAGGGAUUUGAAAUAUCAUAAUCACAAAUGCACCACAAAGAGGUAAACUGUAUUAAACUCAAAUGUCCUCUUCAAUCUGUGUAUAAAAAUGGUCUCUGAUGUAUUUGGGUGUUGUUACACCAUGGUUACCCAUUCACUGCAGGCUGUAAUAUUUAUCACACUCUGAAGUUAUUCUUCACUUAUUAAAGUGCAAAGGGACCAUGUAAGGGAAUUAGAAUUUCCCAGGAUGAGAAAUGUAACAGAGAUCCUCUGUAAACUAUAAUCACACAAUGAUACACGUGCCUCUUUUGAGAACAAGAAUACAGAGUCUUGGCAAGCCCACAGAGGUCCAGCCAGAGUUGUGUGUGCACAGCAGCAGAUCCUACAGACCUUUGUGAAUACAUGUUUUACAGCUGGGUUUCAUUGCUCAGAUCAGUAGCUGACUGUGGGCGUGAAGGCUUAAUUGUAACAAAAAUGGUUCUAUUUUUUAAAAGAUCUUUUUCGUGUGCCUUUCAUCUCCUGAGUUCAGCCUCCUGGAUUAGCCCCUGAACUGAUUUUCCUGCAUACAAUUCAAGUGCACAUGGGGCAGCAUUUGCUGCCAGAACUGGGGAGAUAUCCCAAACACCUAAAGUCAAGCUGUCCACUUUGAGGCCUUGAUCUUGCCCCAAUGGGUGUUAUGUCAUGUCAUUGGCUUCUGUGGGAGCAGGACUUGGCCCCAAGCCGGGGAAAUGGAGGAUCCUGAACUCAGCUCUUGGCAGGAACUUGAGGGAGGAAAAGAUUUUCCAAGGUCUUGUUCUGUAAAGUUGUUUGUUUCUCAUUCUGGGUUUAUACAUUUCUUGUUCUCCUUGGUGUGUGUUUGAAUGCUUUUCCAUUCACCUUCCAGGAUGAUUUAAUUCAGACGCAUUAGGAUGGGGAUUCAUUGCAGGGGAAAUUCACCCAGCAGUGCAGGGAUGGAGAAGACCUACCAAUGCAGCAAAGCAGCCAUGGCUCCACUGUACUGGGGGGUUGGGGAGAGGGACUCUACACUCACCCCGUGGUAGAGCUGGCUCCACAUCAGCCGCCAUAGAGUAAGGGGUUGGGGGCAGGAUCAUGGCACGGCCAGCGGGUCCAAAAUCACACAGGGCACUGGUCCCAAAUCCCAGGCUCAGGAUAUGUGUGGGAAUCAUGGCUCCUAUUUCAACCCAGGAGUGGAGUCAUGACCCCAGUGGGGCUGCAGGGAUUCCCUGUGCCCCACCUGUAGACUGGAAGGUGGAUUCCUUUUUCCCUUCACCCCCGUGUAACUUGUAGCAGAAAGGCUGCUUCUCUGGCCUUGUGCUGCGGUUCUGGGUGUGUGAAUUUCACCCACGGUGUAAAGCACUUCCUGUAGCUAGUGUCUGCACCGAUGCUUUAUCUGUUCCCUGUAUGACUCCAUGCAAUCGUCUCUUGUAUGUGCCUUUGCUGAACAUGUAAUCAUGUAUGUGACACUUAUGAUAAACAUCUCUCAAAGAUGAUCGUGUCUUAGGCUAUGGCGGAUCAAACCUAUCGUGCAUCCCCUGAACUCCGGUGUCCUUCCUAGCACCUAUUUGUGUUUGAUGUGUAGACUGUAUCUGCUGACCAGCUGAGAAAUAACAUAAAUUAAUUGCACUGAAUGGCAGAAUCAUUCCUGCUGUAUUUUCAAAUGUGGUAUUUUUGGCCUUCUGUCAUAGCAGGAGGUGACGACACUGCCAGUGUGACAGGGCCAGCAUGGACUGGAGGGUUUUCCUGCACAGGCUGUGCGUGGCCUUAUAUCUGAGAAUGUACAGAGCUGGCUUCCUGGCUGCAGCACGUGGUUUGUGUCCCUAACUGUUAAGGAGAUGGCCAUGCAUCAAGCCUGUGAAAAUCACCAGUUAGGUGGUUCAAAGAAGGGUUUAAAUAAAGGCUGCUCUGAUGAGA